Salvelinus namaycush (lake trout) is the source of this 1158-nucleotide messenger RNA. RefSeq names its product pollen-specific leucine-rich repeat extensin-like protein 3. The record is from RefSeq and is a predicted model, not a curated record. The transcript is spliced from 4 exons. Lineage: Eukaryota; Metazoa; Chordata; Actinopteri; Salmoniformes; Salmonidae. Bases 1 to 1158 code for a protein of 385 amino acids.
AUGUGGUUCACUGUGCUGAGAGUGCAGUCCGGUUCUGGCACCGUGGCAUCGGAGUCAGACUCAGGCUCCUGCGGUGGACAAGUGGUUCAGACGCGCGGAGGAGACCUGGGAAGCCGCCCUGGUCACCUCCAGCAGGCCGCGCUGCGCCAAAAGACCAGCGCGGACCGUCACCGCAGCCGUUGGUGGCGCGGCCGCUCCAGGAGUCUGAGGUACGGGAGGUCCCUCCGCCCCCACUGGACAUCGGGGGGGCCCGGCGUACUCUGUCCGUUCCAUCCUGGAUUCAAGGCAUCGGGCGGGGGGCCUUCAGUAUCUCGUGGAGUGGGAGGGCCCCCCAAACCCUCCACACAGGCCCCCAAACCCUCUACACAGCCCCUCAAACCCUCUACACCGCUCCCCAAACCCUUUACACAGACCUGCCCAAACCUUCUACACAGCUCCCCAAACCCUCUACACAGCCCCCCAAACCCUCGACACAGGCCUGCCCAAACCUUCUACACAGCUCCCCAAACCCUCUACACAGCCCACAAACCCUCCACACAGCCCCCCAAAACCCUCUACACAGCCCCCCGAACCCUCUACACAGCCUCCCCAGCCCUUUACACAGCCCCCCAAACCCUCUACACAGCCCCCAAACUCUUACACAGCCCCCCAAACCCUCUACACAGCCUCCCCAGCCCUUUAUACAGCCCCCCCAACCCUCUACACAGCCCCUCAAACCCUCUACACCGCUCCCCAAACCCUUUACACAGACCUGCCCAAACCUUCUACACAGCUCCCCAAACCCUCUACACAGCCCCCCAAACCCUCGACACAGGCCUGCCCAAACCUUCUACACAGCUCCCCAAACCCUCUACACAGCCCACAAACCCUCCACACAGCCCCCCAAAACCCUCUACACAGCCCCCCGAACCCUCUACACAGCCUCCCCAGCCCUUUACACAGCCCCCCAAACCCUCUACACAGCCCCCAAACUCUUACACAGCCCCCCAAACCCUCUACACAGCCUCCCCAGCCCUUUAUACAGCCCCCCCAACCCUCUACACAGCCCCCCAAACCCUGUACACAGCCCCCCAAACCCUCUACACAGCCCCCCCAAACCCUCUACACAGCCCCCCAAACCCUUUACACAGCCUCUCAACGCCCCCCAAACCCCGCUAA